AUGACCAGCGAGAGCGAGAGUGAAGGGGAACGCUACUUCCAGAGCAGAGCACACUUCCGCGAAGAGCACGGUUCUAUUAAGAAAAUGGACGUAAUGGAGGAGUACGACAAAAACCCUGACGAGACUCUGCGCGCCCUAUCCAGCGCCUCUGUAGAUAUGGGCAUAUACAACAUUCCGUGUGCGUACGAUCUGCAGGGGUAUCCAAGCGCAAGCCACUACAACAAAAUUGUGUCUGUGUAUGGGACCGUGAUGAAGCUGGGCCUUUCCAAGUUCAAGGUGGCAGGAGGCGCAAAGACGGACUACCAAGAGAUAAAAAUACAGGAAAGGAGCACGGUGUAUCUUCCGCGCACAAUAAACGUGCAGCUGUUUGGCGCGCUGAUAGGGGCAUGCAAGCCCGGCGAAGUUGUCCGGGUGACGGGCUGUGUGGAGGUUCUAUGGAGAAAGGCCAAGCUGGGGCAGCCUGUGAACUGCGAGUACUCCAUACGCGCGCUGGAAAUAAGCCAGCAGAAGCCUCGCAACAAGGGAAAGCAGCUGGAGCUGCCCGAGAGCGAGUACGACCUGCUUAUGAAGGUGGUGGACGCAUAUGCGCCGUCCUUGGCCGGGCUUAGGCAAAGCAAGCUUGCAAUGGUGCUGUGCACGCUGGGCGGGCAGGGGUGUGCAAAGGACACGGAGCGGGAAGAGGGCAGCAUAACAACCGAGCAGAUGUACCAGGACUCGCAGAGCAGAAACCGCACGUCUUCGCACAUUCUUCUCGUGGGGAGGACCGGGACGGGAAAGAGCACUCUGCUUGCAUUUGCAGCAAAGACGGUUUCCCCGGCCAUCUGCACCACAGGAAACUCGUGCACGUCUGCCGGGCUCACCGCGUGCGCGACCCGCGAAAACAAUGACUGGAUGAUCGAGCCAGGGGCAAUUCCGCAGGCAGACAAAGGCCUGUGCUGCAUAGACGAGUUCAACGCGCUGCGCAAGGAGGAAAAGUCUUCAAUCCUUGAGGCCAUGGAGCAGCAAACAAUAACAAUUGCAAAGGCUGGGAUCCUGCUGAAGCUGGACACGCGGUGCACAGUGGUGGGCGCUGCCCGGCAUUGCACCGAGCCAGAAGGAGCGCUGCAGUCUCUAAAGCUGAGCGCGCCCUUGCUUAGCAGGUUUGACCUCAUAGUUGGACUAGACGACGCGCUGGCCACCGACCGCGAGAUUGCAGAAAAAAACAUAGAGAAAAAAGGAGAGGAAAGAUGCGCCAUGUUUAUACGCGAUCUUUUGGAAGAAAGGAAGAAAAUUCGGGUGAAGCUCACAGGUGCGUGCAAGGAGGUGAUUGAGGCAUACUACAGCCGGCAAAAGGAGGAAAACAACGUGAGCAUACGGGCCCUGGAAAGCCAUAUGCGGCUGUGCGAGGCAUAUGCCAAGCUUUUGGGGCGCUGCGAGGCCGGGAGGCGAGACGGCCUGAUGACGGCGCUUCUCCUCAACUCCUGCCUGCACACAAAGAAGCUGUGGAGCUAUACGCUGGACGGGGUUAUAGGCUCCAGAGCUCUCUUAGAAUCUGCGCUGGACUACAUAGGAAGCGACCUGCUUGGAGAGUCUGCUUGUGAAGUGUAA
Messenger RNA from Nematocida major, 1587 nucleotides. RefSeq names its product DNA helicase MCM9. The transcript has a single exon. Gene Ontology annotation, cellular component: MCM complex; nucleus. The record is from RefSeq and is a predicted model, not a curated record. Bases 1 to 1587 code for a protein of 528 amino acids. Gene Ontology annotation, biological process: double-strand break repair via homologous recombination. Gene Ontology annotation, molecular function: ATP binding; ATP hydrolysis activity; single-stranded DNA helicase activity. Lineage: Eukaryota; Fungi; Microsporidia.